Messenger RNA from Apis florea (little honeybee), 2184 nucleotides. RefSeq names its product B9 domain-containing protein 1. The record is from RefSeq and is a predicted model, not a curated record. Gene Ontology annotation, cellular component: MKS complex. Gene Ontology annotation, biological process: cilium assembly. NCBI's taxonomy places the organism in Eukaryota, Metazoa, Arthropoda, Insecta, Hymenoptera, Apidae.
UUUACGUAUUUAAUUAUCUAUUAUUCUAAUAUGAUUUCUUAUUCCUUAAACGUAAUUCUUUAAUUAAAAAAUCCUAUUUUUAAUCAUUAUAUCGAUUCAUGUGUCGUCUGUCUUUCAUUUUCCGUAUUUUCCACGAUGUUAAAUUUCAUUCGUCAAGUUAAACGAGAUUGCACACUUAGAAAUUAUUAUCUUUCCAUCCUCGUUUCCUCGAUUCACGCUUCUACUCAAUUCCUCCAAAUAUUUAAUAUCGCGUCAACAUAGAGUUUAGCUGAAUAAUGCAAGCUGUUAUAUUAGAUAACAUGACUGACGCUUUCCUGACUGAAACUAAAAGAGAAUAUUCCAUGUUAUCUGCAUCUUCUCACCGUUAAAAUGAACCACAUGUUACACAAAAUCGAGGCGCAUGCUUCGUUACCAGGACGACCGAUUCGCCUAACCGUACACAAAACGUCCAUCAGCAUAAAUAAACCUAUUGUUAAUCUCUUUUCCAUUCAAAGGUUAUCGCACUGUUCGAAAGAAAUUAGAUUUAAUCCAACUUCCAUUUCUUAGAAAUUUUCUAAAAAUAUCGUAGCUUUGAAAAAAAAAAAAAAGAAAAAAUUAAAAGCUAUCGCGAAGUCGAAAAAAUAUCGCUGAUCCACAUUAUUUACGGUGAUAAUGAAUACAGUGAAUCCGAAAUAAACAUCGUGAAUCUAUUAACGUAACGAGAAAAAUAUCGUAGAUCUAAGUUAAUCUAAAAAACGUUCCUUAAGUAAAAGAAAUAUAGUGAAUGCAAAAUAAAAUAAAAUGUGAAACGAAAUAUUGUGAAAUAUUUAACAGUGCAGUGAAGUAAUUUUUCUGAGAUAAAAAAGGAAGAAAGAAAAUAAUUAAAAUAAUUAAAAUAAUCGCGGAUAUACUUAUUCCAUGAUCUUUAUUCCUCGAAUGAAUAAUAUAUCGUGGAUAUCGAAAAACGAUAAUUCAAGGGAUUCGAAGUGAUUAAAAAAAUAAAUUAAAUAAAUUAAAUACAAUACAAACUCGGUUAAAUAAUAAAUCGAUCCUCGUCGCUAAUAAUACUCGUCAUGUCAAUCGAGGGUGAAUUUUUUCUCUCGAUCACAGGAUCCAUCGAAUACGCGGAAUUUUACGACAUCGACAACGCCUACUGCAAAUACGGAUUUCACUUUGGCCCGGAAUGGAGCGUGGUCGCGGGUAUCGAGGAGGGUUUGACACAGAUAUGCAAGUGCAGCGAUGACCCGCGAAAUCUGGCAGUUUGGAAUUUCCCGCUGGAAGUCACGUUCAAGAGUACUAAUCCGUAUGGAUGGCCCCAAUUAAUAUUGUCUGUUUAUGGGUUGGAUGUCUUUGGCCACGACGUCAUCAGAGGAUAUGGAGUGUGUCAUUUGCCGCUGAAAAUAGGUCUCCAUGAGAAAAGGGUAUCCGUCUACGUGCCAGAAUCUUCAUCGAUGUUGCAACGUUUCGCAGCCUGGUUAACCGGAAGAAGGCCAGAAUUAAUUGAUCCAACGAUAUUGGCCACUGGUGGUGGUAGAGAACUCACGCGCAUGAGAGUGGAGGGUAUUGUUACCGUAACGUUCAACGUAGUGCUGAAAGAUUUCUUCAAGUUGGGAUACAACAAUGGCGAUCAUCAAAAAAAGUAACGAGAUAUUUCCUUGGCUUGAAUCGAAUGAUUACGGCACUUCCUUCUAUUCGAAGGAGAAGGGUGAUAGAAGGGGAGACGAAAGAAAAUUUAUAUCGUUCACUGCCAAUUUAAAAUCAAUCGUUCGUACAAGUUAAAUGUUAGCGUUAGAUGUAUAGAUUUUUGUGUCGAUGCGUAUUUUUUCUACAUUAAUAAAAUAGCUUUAAUAUUAUUAGAAAUAAACGUACGUAAUUUAUUUUAUAAUUCGAGAGGAAAAAGUAAUAAAAUUACGAAAAACUUGAACUUGUUAUAAUUUUAAAGAUGAUGAUGAUAAUCGGAUCGAUGGAUGAAAGAUCGUUAAAAAAAACGGAAUCGUACUCUUUAAAACCCGAUUUCGAUUUAUCUUAAUACGACUUCCGGUUGCCGAGAUAAUAUCGUCGCGUAAAAUGAUGAUAAGAAAGCGAUACGGUUAAAUGGAGAUUAAGAAAGAUGUAGAGAAAAAAUGUAAGAGAAAGAUAUUUUUUAAUAAUUUUUAUUAUCUUCGUCCUUAUUGCAAUACUCUGAUUUCUUGUUCGCAUCUCACU